Molecule: messenger RNA, 3909 nt
Organism: Oncorhynchus kisutch (coho salmon)
Lineage: Eukaryota; Metazoa; Chordata; Actinopteri; Salmoniformes; Salmonidae
Product: histone-lysine N-methyltransferase, H3 lysine-79 specific
Exons: 3
Coding region: 347-3418 (1023 amino acids)
Source: RefSeq, a predicted model, not a curated record
UCAACUGAUCUGACAGCAGUCCUCAAAAGAAACUUGGGCAACAGCAGAUUCACAAACGUUUACUUUAUUGUCCUAUUUCUGCUGGUAAUACCUGACAUCUACAACAUUUCUAUAAAAAUAGACAUUUUUAGUACACACUUGAAAGACCAACACAUUUCGUAACUAUUUGGUUUACUGAAUGGUAGACCAUCUAAGCCUCGUGGUGUAUGUUUUUUGAAGGGGCUCAAAUAACAUGCCUCUAAUUGCAAAGUCAUUAACAUAUAUUUCAGAUUGUGACACUGAAACCAAAGACAGUGAAAGGAUAAAAAUAUAAAUAUUAACAGGUGUGAAGUUAUACCCCAUCACUAUGGAAACAGAGCCCAUGGUCAGCCCCCGAUCUCCGAAGAGUCCAGUCUCCCAGGAGGAUUGUGGUCUCUGGAUGGAAGUUGGCUGUAAACCGGCAGAGGACACAGAUAUGGCCAAAGACAACUCCUCCCUGACUUCUGGGGAAAAGCCCUGUGAGGUCUGGCAGGCUGUCAUACCACCUCCCUCUUUGGUCAGCGCAGGCCACCCCGAUAGGAUGGAGGAGGAUGAGUACGUCUUCAUCCUUCCCCCACCAUGCAAAGACCCUUCUUGUCCAGAAGAGGGCAGCACAAUGGAGCCCAAUGUUGGGGCCAUAACCGUCACAGAGGCUAAAGAAAAUCCCAGGAGCUUAGAUGGAGUUCAGCCUAGCAGCACUCCAGUCAUGGACAAGGCUACAGUAACAGUGGAAGAGGAGCAGCAGACUGAACUGAAGAAGGGAGGAUCUGUGGAUAUCACAGUGCUGACUGAAAGACCUGGCUCUGUCACGCCACCACCAACAGACGGAUAUAAAGCAGUGGGUGCCAGUAGCCCUGAGCAGACACAUCCGAACAUGGAAACCAGCAUUCUGAAAGAGACAGAUUCUGUCCCAUUAUCACAGACAAGGGAGUCUGAGCCAGAGCACUGCCUUGACAACAAUAGUCAUCCAACCCAUGAAGGGACCAUCAUAGAGCCAGAACAUACAGACGAGAGUAACAAUGAUGUUCAGGACAUGGUCAAUGGUAGAUCACUAGACUACGACAUGACCAAAGAUGAGUGGGUCAGGAGAGACAGUGCUAGCAGUGACGUCCAGCGCCUCCAGCCUCACCUAUCUAUUUCAAGAGGCUUAUCCAGAGAACAGGUAUCAGUGCCCACGCCUCAGUCACCUGCCUCUGAGCAGCAGGAGCAGCAGGAGCAGCAGGAGGCUGGCAGCCUGACAGUAGCUGAAGACAUCCAGCAGGGGGAGCAGCUGCUGCAUCGCCUGCAUCUGGUGCAACAGAGACAGGACGGACAACACGUGCCACAGGAGCCUCCGCCCUCUCACCAGGUAGCCAUGAAGACAACCAAUCAGGAUACAGGCUACCAAGAGGGAGAGAGAAUUGAGUGUAGGAAGGAAGAGGAAGAAGAAGAGGAAGGAGAGAGUGAGGGAAGCGGUGAAGAGAGAGAGCAGGGAGAGAGAGUACAGACUGUCGAGGUGGAAGAGAGAGAGCAGGGAGAGAGAGUACAGACUGUCGAGGUGGAAGAGAGGGAGCAGGGAGAGAGAGUACAGACUGUCGAGGUGGAAGAGAGGGAGCAGGGAGAGAGAGUACAGACUGUCGAGGUGGAAGAGAGGGAGCAGGGAGAGAGAGUACAGACUGUCGAGGUGGAAGAGAGGGAGCAGGGAGAGAGAGUACAGACUGUCGAGGUGGAAGAGAGGGAGCAGGGAGAGAGAGUACAGACUGUCGAGGUGGAAGAGAGGGAGCAGGGAGAGAGAGUACAGACUGUCGAGGUGGAAGAGAGGGAGCAGGGAGAGAGAGUACAGACUGUCGAGGUGGAAGAGAGGGAGCAGGGAGAGAGAGUACAGACUGUCGAGGUGGAAGAGAGGGAGCAGGGAGAGAGAGUACAGACUGUCGAGGUGGAAGAGAGGGAGCAGGGAGAGAGAGUACAGACUGUCGAGGUGGAAGAGAGGGCAGCGGUAAGUGAGGAAGAGAUUCCAGAGAAAGAACAUAUUGAAACAGUGGCAGGAGAGAAAGCGGAGGAGGUCCAGUCUCGUCCUUCUGCCCAGCUCAGUGUCCAACCUAUGGUCAGGAUCGAGAUGGAAUGCAGUGACGAUGACCAGAGUGACAGCGGGGUGUCCACUGACUUCUCCCCUGUCGGCACACACGAGAUCCACACGACCACAGCCCCCAUCAUGGACAACAAGGCUCCCCCACCCCGGAAGGAGACUCCCAUCGAGAGGGAGAUCCGGCGAUCUGCUGAAAGGGAGCAGAGCCUGCGACGGUCCAGGUGCAUGUCAAACACCCAGGAAGGCCAGGAGGUGGUAGACAUCCCCCUGAUGAAGACUCCGCUGCUGGCUAAGACACUGUCCUCUAAGGCAGGACCGGGGCAGGGCGCUGACUGGCAGUUCUCAGAGAAGAAGAUGCAGAAGGAGAUCAGCCAGGAGAUCCAGAGGGAGCUUGUCCUGGUGAACAUGGGGAAGAUCCCUGGAGUCUACAGCAAGGGAACAGUACGCCAGAUGAGGGAGAGGAAGCUGCUGUUUGAAGCCUUCCAACAAGGCAAUGCAGAAGGACCCACCAGGCACAGGAGACCCCUCACCACAGCAGGCCUGGGGAUGAGAGGUCAUGUCUACCCCUCUGUGCUGGAGAGGACGCGUAGCAUGGAGCUUGUCUCUUUUAAAGGCUGCCCUCUCUCAAGAGCCCACUCCCACCAGCUGUUUGACUUAAAGGACCAAAAGGAGGCUAGCUCAGGCCAAAACCCAAGUGCAGAGAACCAACCCACCGGUAAAGGAGCAGCGAGGAAGGUGGUUAUUCUGGAAAGUGACGACACAAUCAUAGCCCACUAUCCGAACCGAGACAUAGGAGCCCAGCGCCUCUACAGAAGCCUAGACUGCCUAAGUAUAGGGGGCACUGUCUCUACAGAGGAGGAGCACACGGAUGAGGUGAGGGGAGAACAGCCAGGGAAUGAGGACGAGGGCUCUGACAUCCUUAGGGAGAACCCUUUCUUUAAGCUGCGUCCCUCCCUGGCCAUGAAGCCGGAGGUGGAGAAGGACAUCCGGGAAGCCAGGGAGAGGGAGGAGGAGCUGCGCAGGCAGAGGUGUAGUCUGUACGGAGAGGCAGGAGUCAGUGGGGGCAGGCCAGACAGCACAGAGGACCCCAGCCCAGACUCACCUACCACACGCAUUCCCUCAUCCACCUCCUCUUUCACAGCAUCAGUUGAUGGCCGACAAUCCAAGGGGAAGUUGGAUCGGACCUGGCCUCCUCCCAAUCCUAAGAGUGCUAGGGAGAACCCUGGACAAACACAGGAGCCCAAGGUUUACAAGGCAGGCGGCCAGAAAACUCCUCUGUGGCAGCGUUGGGAGGCAGGUAUGGUGAACGGGCCACUGCCACGGGAACAGGACUGAUACUGGAGGUCACCAAUACCAGGACUUCUAUAACAUUAACAUGUCAAAUGUAUCACUAAGGAACUAGGAUGGUAGAACUGCAUAAUUCACUACGACGGCAGAAACUUGAAUUAGUAUUAGCUUGAACAUUCCAUGCUUUGUAAGACUAGCAUCUGUUUUGUAUAUAACAUUACAAUUUCAUGACAAAUAUUCACAAUGUACAAAAGACGUCCUCUCUCAUUUAACUGCUCUGCUUGUAAAGGUUUAACUCCUGUUCAGUGUUCGAUCAAAAUGACAAAUGUCAUCCGCAAUACAGAGAAAUGUCAUUAUCAAGAAUUGCAUAAAUGUGAAGGUAAUCAAAACUACUAUAAAUGUUUCAGUAAACGCACAAAUGCCGCAAUCAUAUCUCAGUUUUGUCCCAUCAGGCUCUGCUUAUCAGUAUUGUACAGUUUGUUAAUACAAUCCAGUGAGGAGAAAUGAAGUCCAUACAUUAAAUAUCCUUUUCAAAUCAA